AUGAGAGCCGACCCUAACAUCAAAUGGGCAGCCAGUGGCACUGCAAUCAUACAAUUGAUUUCGUUUUAUAUGUUAAGAGAUGUGACCUCUUUCUGGCAAUUGUUUCUAAUGGCCUAUUGUUUCGGUGGAGUCCUUAAUGUAUCGCUGCAGAUGGUUAUCCACGAGAUUGUACACAACCACGCGUUUGGUCCGUCCAGACCAUUGGCCACCAAAAUACUCGCGAUAUUCGUCAAUUUGCCGAUUGGUAUCCCUUUUGCGGGAUCACAUAAGAAGUACCACUUACUUCACCACCGAUAUCAAGGCGAUGACAUACUCGACACCGACAUACCCUCGAAUUUUGAGGUCAAAUACUUCAGCAAACCUUUCACUAAUCCCUGUUUUACGCACUGCGACCAAUCUUAUCUCAACCAAAGUUUGUCGUAA
Oppiella nova is the source of this 423-nucleotide messenger RNA. The record is from the annotation of a GenBank genome assembly. NCBI's taxonomy places the organism in Eukaryota, Metazoa, Arthropoda, Arachnida, Sarcoptiformes, Oppiidae.